Molecule: messenger RNA, 2044 nt
Organism: Daphnia carinata
Lineage: Eukaryota; Metazoa; Arthropoda; Branchiopoda; Diplostraca; Daphniidae
Exons: 2
Coding region: 151-1833 (560 amino acids)
Source: RefSeq, a predicted model, not a curated record
UGAUGGAAACAAGGGUGAAGAGUCAAGGCUAACGUAAGUCAUCUGAAUGCGAUCAGGUGGUGCCUUUGUUUGAUAUGAAAUUUUUUCAAACAGAUUUUAUUUAGAAAAGUUCUGGACAAAAAAUCAAAAUAGAACUCCCAGAAUCUCGAAAUGGAUUUCAAGUGGAGUUAUGACCAGCAAGAACCCUCCGUUUUUAUUCCUUACAUGUUUGACACCCCCAACAGCUACAUGGCUACUGUCCUUACUGCAGAUUUUGGUUAUAGUUUGGACUUGAAUACUGACUCGGUCCAAUGUUACCUGGAAAAUGAAUCAAAUGAAGAAAUCGACAUUGAAACAAUUACACCCAUUAGUCACUUCGAUAUGGAUGCAAAACAAACUGUUGAACAGUACCAGGAAAUCUUAACUAAUGGGUUAAUCCAUUCUAAUGUACAGGAUCUUGAAGGAACAGAGAUACGGAUGAAAAAAACUGAUGAGUAUGCGAGGGCUGUCGAUACUCAACAAAAUUCGAUGAAUAUUGACAGUAUUCCUGCCUCACGAGAAUCGCGUGAAUGGCAGUAUAUCCAGUAUACUGAUACUUUCGGAAGCACGCAGUGUUUUGCUGUAAAUAACGAAGCUCACGAUCAGAAGGAGCAGGUCGAAGAAAGUCAGACCCACCACCAGCUGCUUACUCUUCAGCCCGAUUGUAGCAAGAGUCAGCUAUACCGAUUGCUCAACUUGUCUUCAGAUACAAACCAUUCAACAGAUGAACCUUUAAAUUUUGAAACAGUAACGGAGCUCACGUACCAAUCAGAUUCCGGAAAAACCAAUGCACAAUCUUACCCCCCAUCCGGAAAUGUCUCAAGCACCGAUCAAUUGAUCGUCAUGGCCGACUUAACUGUUCUUGUAAAGAAAAUUACAGAACAGGAUCAUAGUAUUGGCUUACCUGAAGUCACAAAGAAAGAUGAAAAAUCCACCUUUUUUCCAAAGCCGGCCCAGUCCAAAACCAAAGUCGCGCAUUAUCCGAUUACUGGCGAUCUUGGAUUAGAAACUGGGAAACUACCGGAUUCACCCCGGCCUGCCGAAGAAAUCUUUUUUGAUGCGGUUGGUCCAUCACCUUCAAAUCCUGAAUCUGCUUUGUACCCCAUUCCAGCCAAUUCCGAGAUUGGACCGUUCUGCACUGCCAUCGGUAUCUUCUCAUCUGUUUUUUACAUGACUGCUCUUCCGCAUAACCGAAGUAAACUACAAGCAGAAGAGCUGAAGAAUGGCGUCAUUAUCGAAUUACACAACCGCUGGCUUCAAAACAAAGACACGAGGAAAAAUUUUGUCAGGGUACUCUGCCUGUUGUUUGACAUUGGUUUAGAUUGGACUAAUCCAUGUGUAGUCAUUCGACUAUUCCGCAAAGCGUUGAUUCCUCUUCUUGCUGAGAGGGCGGAUCUCGUCAGGUGUUUUACUGCAACUUCUACCCGCAGAGCAUCCCAUUCCAAAUGGAAGACGCAAAAAGAUAGCAAUCCUCACCAGCAGAUCUCGCAGUUUGAUUCGGCUGUCUUUGUUAUACCACCGGACAGAUUCGAAGAUACGUUUCCUAAUCCUAUCAAGGCGAAGAGCAAAGUGAUCAACAGCAAUUUGGCUGACAGUAAACCGGUGACGGGCAAAGGGCGUAAACCUACCCAAGGCCAACAAUUGCUCGAUCUUCAAGCGCGUUUUGAUGCUUUCCGUCGAGAGCAGCGCAAGCACAAUACUGCAUUCCUUCGUCAUAUUUCCCUUAUCCAGCGUCAACUCGAAGACAUGAAACGGAAUACCUCUAAACGCUUAUUUCAAAAUCGCCGGCGUUCCAUGCUAAACCCUACUGUGUGAGUUCCCGGAUUCUUGGAAUUUCUGUUGGACAGAAUAUGUUGGCUAACGGAUUUUAUUUUUAAUAUUUCUAAUUAUUUUUGGACAGCUGAUGUUUGAAAACAACUCAAAGUUAUUUGAUUGCACCUCGAUUCCUGAGAUCCCUUUUGUUGUCUUCAUUUUCUAACCCAGAGAUAUGGCUCGUCCAGUAACGCGCAUCCAAGUCAAACGGAAA